Triticum turgidum subsp. durum (durum wheat) is the source of this 648-nucleotide messenger RNA. Lineage: Eukaryota; Viridiplantae; Streptophyta; Magnoliopsida; Poales; Poaceae. The record is from the annotation of a GenBank genome assembly.
AUGCAGCAGUCUCCUAAUAAUGUGGCUCCCAACACCAAACACCCACCACCUUCCUUGGUCCGUGCUGGAGCUAGAGCCAACUGGUUCCGCUCCGGCCACCUCGCCAUGAUCUCCGGCCAAUCACGUCGAACCCGCCGUGUGAAGGCCCUUGCCGUCCCUGCGUCUGGCUCCCGGGACGUCUGCAGCGACAACAUCAGCCAAGAAAUAAAACCAAGUUCAAUUAGGGCGGACAAGUUCUUCCAAGUGGAGAUGACCGUUCGUGACAACGAUCUUGACCAGUAUGGAGUCGUUAACAACGCCAUUUAUGUCGCUUAUAUCCACAACGCUCGAGAGGAGCUGGCUGCGAGCAUUGGCUUCAGCAUGGCCUCCGUAGCACGCACAGGCAACGCGAUGGCACUCUUGGAACUGAACCUCAAGUACUUCAAGCCUCUACUGCAAGGCGCCAAAUUUGUCGUCAAGGUUAGGGUUGUCCAGAUAAAGGGUGCGAGGAUACUUGUUGAACAUUUCAUCGAGACACUACCGGGUCAUGAGCUUAUUUUGGAAGCGACGGCGACCGUCGUCUGCCUCAACAAGGACUACCGUCCGACCCGCGUCUUCCCGGAGAUGUCAUCCAAGCUGCAGCAAUUCUUCUCAACCCGGGACGGCUAG